CUGACUAUCGAUAGUAUCGUCGAUAGUUUGACAGCUCGGGUUCAUGGCUCUAACCUUUUCUAAUAAAAUACCGAAGAUGGCAUCAAACAAGUAUGAGUUCAAGUUUAUAACUGCUUUUUAAACAAAAAUAUUGCAGAGGCGAAUGGUGAAGUGUAUGGUUUCACAACAGUCGACAAAAAGCUGUCGAAUUUUAUUAUAGUUGGGGCUGAGUAAACGUGGAGUGCUGGCAAAGGCAAUAAUGACAUUUAUACGAGAUCCUUGCGGCAUUGUAUGCCUGGUCAUCACCUACGGCGCAGUUAUGUACGCUGACUAUGUUGUCCUCCGCUGGAUUAUUCUGCUGACCAUGGAGGCGAGCAUUUGGGCACCAGUACAUGUCAUUAUGUUUAAUACGAUAAUUUUUCUCUUGUGCAUGGCCCACCUGAAAGCUGUACUUUCAGACCCUGGACGUGUACCAUUACCUGCGAAUCGCAUAGAUUUUUCAGACCUUCAUACUACAGGAAAAAAUGAAAACGGAGUUGUCGGCGAGUGGACUGUUUGUACACGUUGUGAGACCUAUCGUCCACCACGCGCUCACCACUGUCGCAUUUGCAAGCGCUGCAUACGACGUAUGGACCAUCAUUGUCCCUGGAUUAAUAACUGUGUAGGCGAGAGAAAUCAGAAAUUUUUUCUUCAAUUUCUUUUCUAUGUCGGCAUACUCUGCAUUUAUUCUGUUUCAAUGGUGGCCUACAGUUUUAUAUAUCCUUGCUCGAUUUGCAAUGUAUCUACUCUGGAAACGCAAACAAGAAUGCUUCACAGUAUUAUUCUGCUUUUGGAAUCUGCUCUAUUUGGUCUUUUCGUCUUGGCUAUAAUGGUCGAUCAGAUGCACGCUAUACUGCACGAUGAAACGGCAGUAGAAGUGGUACAAAUGAAAGGUAAAAGCGCCCUACGUCCAAACCGGCGGAAAAUUCAUUUAUUUGCUGAAGUGUUCGGACGAGGCAAUCCGCUUUGUUGGCUUAUACCGUGCACUAGCUUCAAUUCAUCUCUGCGGUAUUAUGAUACACCGUUGUUAACGAGCUAUGACGUCUAAAAUAAAUGAUUUUGGUGAUUGCAAACCAACUUCAUUUUAGUUUAUUUUUUUAUUUUUGAAUUUCACA
Rhagoletis zephyria (snowberry fruit fly) is the source of this 1133-nucleotide messenger RNA. RefSeq names its product DNZDHHC/NEW1 zinc finger protein 11 (gene Dnz1). The record is from RefSeq and is a predicted model, not a curated record. Gene Ontology annotation, molecular function: palmitoyltransferase activity. Lineage: Eukaryota; Metazoa; Arthropoda; Insecta; Diptera; Tephritidae.